GAAAUUCUGUUUGUUGAUUCAGUUUAUUAUGUGUGUUUGCGCAAACGAGUUUUCCAAUCUAGACUUUUACUGGCUUUUGCUCCAGUUGUUUGGAAACCAACCGUGCAACCAAAAGAAAUCGAGAUAGCGCAUCCAGUGAUGUUAAAAAGUCUCUAUGGGAAUUACCGGUGCAUAGUGCGGCGGCAUCUCUCUAUAGUUUCGCCCCUCUUCUUUCGGAGAAGUGUUUUGAAGAAUGUGCGAGGUGAACCCAGGACGUUUGACCUCGAGUAACCGUAUAUAAGCCCGGAGCUUCCAGUGUUGAGUCAUCAUUCGCUCUAGAUCUUUUAGUCAAGCAACAUCAUGCAGUCUCUUAACAAGUCGCUCUCGGCUCUUUCUCUCCAAUCUCAGGGCCAGUCAGCCACGUUAUCGAUGGAAGUGAGCUACACGUUCCAUUCUCACCUGAUUGGCAGAUCUGGACAGAACAUUAACCGUGUGAUGGAAGACACUGAAACGCGUAUUCAUUUUCCGGAUCGCAAUCGCAUCGCCGGCGAAUCCAAGAGUAACAGCGUCGUCAUUCGUGGUCCAAUUGCCAAUCUUGAAAACGCUCGUCAACGUAUUCGAGCAGAUGUUCCGGUCGAGUUUAUCGUUGAUUGCAACAUUGAAAGAAUCAGCUCAGUCGGCCAGACAAAUGUGACCCACCACUUCUCGUCAUCAUUUGGCGUCCUGUUGCGAUUCUACCCCAAAAUUGACGGAAUCAGCUGCCAGGUUAACAUCCGUGGCCAUCAGGAUCGCCUUCAACAAUUUAAAGACUCGGUCGUCUAUUUUGGACGUUUAACGGAUACUCUUAUUGAUGCGGUUGUGGUGAAAGUGGAGACUUCUUUUGAUCAUGUGUGGCUUCUUCGUGACCAAGUCGACAAAAUCACCACAGCCACAGGUGCCGGAAUUCGUUGCCCGGAUGUUUCUAUUCUGAAGGAGCUGCCCAAAAAGUAUUGCGUUUGGAUUCGUGGCUCUUUGGAUCAAGUUGACAAGGCCAGCACCAUGCUGAAUGGACUGUUGCCGAUGCAGUUAAUGGUUCAAGUUCCAUCUGAUCGUUUCAAUCGUUGCAUUUUGGCUGAUGCGAAAGAGGCUGACGUGAUGAUUCGUGUUGAGCGCACCACUUCGGACCUUGUGACUAUUCGAUUCACUUCCUACGAAUGGAACGCACGAAACUUGUAUGAAAUGCUGAGACGUUGUCUAGAGCUUCCCAGCGAUCAGACUGUCAUUCCAUCUUUACCGUCGAUUUGGUUGGAGCUUGCUGAACUCACCCAGAAUACUUUCAUUCUGUCUUCACUUAAACUGGCGGAAUCGUCUUCUAGUCAAAGUGGCCCAGCACAGCAGCAGCUGGGCGUAAUCGGCGUUGACAUUCCUCAAUCGUCCAGCACUUCCAGCUCGGAUUCCGGAGCUACAAGUUUGUCAUCUCCACGUGCUGCAGAUUCCUGUAUACCAGCAUCAAUGGCUGCCUCGCAAUUCGACCAGAAUUCGUCUCGUCAUUUGUCGCAGUUGCUGGACACUGUCGGACUCUCUCACUACGCAGAUUUAUUUGUCCAGAACGAAGUCGAUCUGGCGAUGUUUACAACCUUGAAGGACGAGGAUUUCAUCAGCAUAGGAAUCCGUUCCUUUGGUGCCAGAAAAAUUAUGUUGAAUGCCAUUCAAGGUAAUUUAAUCUUUCCCCCUUUAUAAAUGUGAGUUAAUCAA
Daphnia pulex (common water flea) is the source of this 1713-nucleotide messenger RNA. Its product is annotated as protein bicaudal C homolog 1-like. The record is from RefSeq and is a predicted model, not a curated record. Bases 340 to 1698 code for a protein of 452 amino acids. The transcript has 9 exons. Lineage: Eukaryota; Metazoa; Arthropoda; Branchiopoda; Diplostraca; Daphniidae. Gene Ontology annotation, molecular function: protein binding; RNA binding. Gene Ontology annotation, cellular component: cytoplasm.